UUUUUUAAUUGACUUUACGUCCUUACCCUUGCUGUUCACUAUGUAGCCAACCGUUGAGUUUACUAGGUCGUAAUGAAUGGGAGUAGUGAACAAAUGAGUGACAUGGUACGCAGCCCAGUGAACACGGAAGCAUGAACAGGAUAUCGUCAAACCUGCCAGAUUGUCAGUGCAUGUGGCUCAGUUUAUUUCUCUUUAAAAGAAAUUUUAAAGACUGGCUGUCAUGAAGACAUUUUUCUUGCUGCUCGCGCUGUUUUUGUGUUAUUGCUUCGAAGAGGUGCAGCCAGAAAACAGCACCAAUAAGACCAACGCGCAGCCACAAAAUGGCACCAAUAAGACCAACGCGCAGCCACAAAAUGGCACCAAUAAGACCAACGUGCAGCCACAAAAUGGCACCAAUAAGACCAACGUGCAGCCACAAAAUGGCACCAAUAAGACCAACGUGCAGCCACAAAAUGGCACCAAUAAGACCAACGUGCAGCCAGAAAACGGCACCAAUAAGACCAACGCGCAGCCAGAAAACGGCACCAAUAAGACCAACGCGCAGCCAGAAAGUGUCGACGAUAAGACCAACUCUACAAGCAACCAAGUUAUCAAUAAAACAGUGGAAAUGACUAAGAAUGAGAUCAGCAAUCAAAAUCAUGCUGAGGAACAUAUCCAGAUGGCUGGGGAAGGUUCUGGUACCCGGACGACCAUGAAAGACCAGUCAGAAAAGGGGCAGGAUACAAGGGAUACACCAGCAGGACAACCUCAGAAUGAAAAUUCAGGAGCAAAAUCUGUAUUUGGAUCAUAUGGUGUAGAAGACAAGGCCAAGGCAGAAAGUAGUCAUUUCUUUGCCUACUUUGUUGCAACGGCUGUGUUUGUUGCGGUUCUGUACAUUGCUUAUCACAACAAGCGCAAGAUUAUUGCUUGCUUGUUGGAAGGAAAAAAGUCAAGAUCAGGACGUCGACCUAAAACCACAGAAUACCAAAAGCUUGAACAGCGCAUGUGAUGUGGAAGCAGUGUGCUUCAGCAGCUCCAUCCUCUCCAGGUGAUUUGAAAAAGGCGUGUGGACACCAGACUUCUGCUUUUUGUUGCGGUGUUCUGCAUCAGUUUGACGUUGAUAAAUUAAUUUUGUACCGUUUAGAUGCUUAUUGCAUGACUAUGCAGGUGACCCUGUUGCCUUAUUCAGGGAAUGAGUGAAAACAAUGAAGGCGUAUGAGGCGUGCUGUUUUUGCACUUGUUGCUAAGCCACUUAAGUGAUUGUGUAAUUUGACCUGAUACAGAUCCUCAGGAUAUUUUAGAAGCAGAUGAAAUUAUUAGUUUUGUGGAUUCCAGCCUUGUUUGUAGAUUUGUGAUUGCACUGCGUACUCUAAAGAAGCCAUUUGAAUCUGUGUACAACUUGUUUUAAAUGUCUGUGAGGUGAAGUCUGCGUUGAGAUAUAUAGAUAUCUUUUUUUUUCCCAAUCAAUAUUCGGUUGCUGUUUGUAAUUCUGCUUGUGUUCACAGCUGGAUAUUGUCUUAAUUAAACAAUUAAAUUUUCCUUACCUGCUGUACGACCUGUAACUAAGGUGGGAGGCUUUUUAAUGCAUUGAUGGGAUUAAACCUGAUCACAAUCUAAAUAUUUGAAUUCUGACUGACCCACUGUCAGUAUCUUGGGUACACGUGCAUUAUCUCUUAUUCAUGGUAACCAAUAUCCUGUCCUAACAGCUCUGGGUAGUUAUUUAUAGCUUUAUUGUACCAGUUGUUGUUUUGUAAUCUGUUUUCUUUAACAUAAAAACCUCUUUGGUAAGAUGAAGUUAUAAGAAUACUGAUGUCAUCUUGA
Molecule: messenger RNA, 1800 nt
Organism: Thalassophryne amazonica
Lineage: Eukaryota; Metazoa; Chordata; Actinopteri; Batrachoidiformes; Batrachoididae
Product: trans-Golgi network integral membrane protein 2-like
Exons: 4
Coding region: 221-988 (255 amino acids)
Source: RefSeq, a predicted model, not a curated record